Messenger RNA from Acanthochromis polyacanthus (spiny chromis), 4113 nucleotides. It is a transcript of the gene rrbp1a, whose product is annotated as ribosome binding protein 1a. The transcript is spliced from 27 exons. Gene Ontology annotation, biological process: protein transport. Bases 246 to 3632 code for a protein of 1128 amino acids. The record is from RefSeq and is a predicted model, not a curated record. Gene Ontology annotation, cellular component: endoplasmic reticulum membrane. Lineage: Eukaryota; Metazoa; Chordata; Actinopteri; Pomacentridae.
GGGGCACGGGGCCAGCACGUCUAGCCAGCUCGAAGUGCCACGACUUCACAGCGGACCACGGAUUCUCCAGCGGAGUGAGGGGGAGAGCACUGGAAAAAAAGCAAGUUAGCUAGAUAGCUGGACAAAUAGGUAGCUUUUCCCAGAAGUCACUUCAUCUACAGCUCAAAGCUUUUUGCCCUCAAUCCGCUCCCUUUGAAGCAAGCAGACGUAGCUUUAUCAGCGCCGAGGUUUACUAAACUUGAACAAUGGAUAUCUAUGAUCCCCAGACGCUUGGGAUUAUGGUGUUUGGUGGAUUCAUGGUGAUCUCUGCUCUUGGGAUUGCCCUUGUCUCCACCUUCUCCAUGAAGGAGACCUCUUAUGAGGAGGCUCUGGCUAAGCAACGCAGAGAGUUGGGUAAGAUACAAUCUGGUCGGUCAGACAAAAAGAAAAAGGACAAGGUGUCUGAGAAGAAGAGCCGUGGAAAGAAGAAAGAAGAAAAGCCUAAUGGUAAGAUCCCAGAACAGGAGAAAGCUGAAGAGGCUGCUGAAGCUGACGGUGAAGCUGACUUGGUCGAUGAGCCUGCUGCCGCUGAGACAGUUGAAGAUGCUGCUCCUGCCCCGGUCCCUGAGCCUGUCGCUGCUUCUGAGGCUAAAUCAACUGCAGCCCCAGCGGCAGUAGAGACGCAGACCAAGGCUGCUGCUGAACCUGUUGCCGACCCUUCACCUGCACCCUCGCCUAAAGACAAAAAGAAGAAGAAGGUAGCAAAGGUUGAGCCAGCCUCCACCCGGCCAGCCCCAGUCGUCUCUCCUCCUGCACCAGCCAAGUCUUCCACUGCCCCUACAGUAAACCAGGUUCCUGCGUCUGCCCCGGCCAAAGCAACCCUCCCAGUCACUGCACCUGCCCCAGCCAAGUCUGCCCCGACAUCAGCCAAGUCUACCCCUGCAUCAGCUAAGCCUGCUCUUGCCCCUGUGUCAGCAAAAUCUGCCCCCACCACAGCCAAAUCUGCUCCUUCUGCGGCUCCUGCAUCAGCUAAGUCUGCCCCUGCCGCAUCCAAAUCUGCCCCUGCACUGGCCAAGUCUGCUGCAGCCCCCGCCAAGGCUGCACCAGCUCCAGCCAAGGCUGCCCCAGUGCUGGAGGCUGUCACCAAAGAUGUCCCGGUGAUGGCCGUGCCCCCAGUGGGAUCUCAGCAGGCUCCUGCUGUUGCAGCAAAAGGACAGGAGCCCAAGAAGAAAGCUUCCAAGAAAAAGUCUGAGCCCGCUGCAGCGGUGGAUUCUGCUGACGCGCCGCUGUACCUGCCCUAUAAGGCUCUGGUGUCCACUGUCAGCAGCAUGGUGUUCAGUGAGGGAGAGGCGCACAGGCUCAUCGAGAUCCUGUCUGAGAAAGCUGGCAUCAUUCAGGACACUUGGCACACGGCCACUCAGAAAGGAGACCCAGUGGCUAUGCUGAAGAAGCAGCUGGAGGAAAGAGAGAAACAGCUGGCGGCAGAACAGGAAGAUGCUUCAGCAGUAAAGAACCGUCUUAGGGAACUCACCAAGGAGCUGUCUGCCGAGAAGUCCAAGGUUGCCAGCGUGGAGACGAGACUGAGCGCUCAGUUGAGUAAGAGGGAACAAGAAAUGAUUGCUCUGCAAGCUCGUAUGCAGGCCAGUUACCAGGACCAUGUAGCCCAGACCCAGAGGCUCAAUGCAAAGAUCCUAAGCUUGCAGGACCAACUGGAAAAAGGCCCCAAUGCCCAGCUUGCCCGCCUACAGCAGGAGAACUCCAUUCUUCGUGACGCCCUCAACCAAGCUACUAGUCAAGCUGAGAGCAAACAAAAUGCAGAGCUGGCCAAGCUGCGACAGGAAUGCGCAAAGUUGACCAAAGAACUUGGAGAGAAGUCAGAAAGUCUGCUUGCUGAUGAGCACGUCAGGAAAGGGCUGGAGGCCAAGGUGUCCACGACUGAGAAGCAGCUCUCAUUGCUGCAGGCCAGCCAUGCAGAGAGCGAGCAGGCGUUGCAGAGGAAGCUGGAGGAGGUGUGUGAAGAGCUCAGAACCACACAGAGUAGAAACAGCAGCCUGCAGGCCACUCUGGACAAAACCCAACAGGAAACCAGCACACUCUCAGAUUUUCAAGUUCGUAUUGGGAAAUUAGAGGCUGACGUGAUUGAGCGCUCUGCUCAGGUGGACGCCCUCACUGCCCAGCUGGAGGAGACACAAGCAGAGAAAAGCCGGCUUGUGCAGCAGGUGGCUUCCAUCAACUCACUGUUGGAGGCCAGUCAGAACAAAGAGGAGGUGGACAACACACAGGUGAAUACUGCAGAGCUGGAGCAACUACAGCUCAGCCUGCAGGAGAGAGACACCCAGUUGAACACACUUCAGGAGGAACUGAAGCAAUUGCAGGCAAAGCAAGAAGCUGCUGAGAACACUAUUGUUGAGCUGGAGCAAAAAACUAAUGGGGAGGAUGCCAGUCUUAUCACAUCACUUCAAGAUGAACUUACAAACCUCAAAGAGGAGAUGGUGCAGCUUAAGAACACACCACAGUCAGAUAACUCCUCAGAGAUCACACUUCUCCAGAACAGUCUGACUGAAAAGGAGGCCCUCGUCACAUCACUACAAGAGGAACUGAGAGAAGCAAAAGAAAAGACAGCCACUGAUCCAAAAACAGAGGCACAACUGGGAGCCUUUCAAACAGAAACCAAAGAAACUCUUCAGACACUCUUCCCACAGAUACCUGUAGAGACAGAGCAGUCCAACUGGUUACAAGUAUUUACGCAGAAAGCUCAGGAGGCUCUCAGCCACCAGAGCCAAGAGUCUCAGUCAAGCACAGCGUCACUAGAGUUGCUUGAGAAACUGAAAGAGGCAGAGGAGAGCCAUGGCACCUUACAGGCUGAAUGUGAGCAGUACAGGACCGUUCUGGCUGAGACAGAAGGAAUGCUGAAACAUCUGCAGCAGAGCGUGGAGGAGGAAGAGCUGGUAUGGAAGUCAAAAAUGGCAAACUCAGAGGAACAGCUGCAGGAGGCUUUGCAGAAAGUCAGCAAGCUGGAGGCUGAAAACCAAAGUGUGGAACAGAUGAAGGAGCAGAUGAUGCUCCUGGAAGCCCAGCUAGAGAAGCAGGCAGACAACCAGGUGGCAUCAGAGGAGAUAGAGCAGCUGAAGCUGCAGCUGUCGGAGAGUCACAGACGGUUGGAUUCGGUCCAGAAGGAGGCCCAGGCACACAAGGAGGAACUUGCACAGGUCAGGGAGCAGCUGGCCGAGAUCACAGUGCGGGCUCAGAGUGAACAGAAUGGCCCAGCUGAGGCUCAACCCAGUCAGGUCCAGGACGAGCUGCAUCAGACCACAGACAAACUGCACAUGGAGGCGUCUCAAAGGCAGGAGCUCUCUGAAGAGUUUGAGCAGGCCCAGAAGACUGUAGCAGAACUUCAGGCUCAGCUGGAUCUGUUAAAUGUUUCAGCAGAGUCGCCACAAUCUGACACUGAAGAUGUAGCUCAGCUCAAGGAGCGCCUGGAAAAGGAGAAGAAGCUGUCCAAAGAUCUGGGCCAGGCAGCCACCAAGCUCCAGCAGCUUCUUAAAGCCACUCAGGAGCAGCUGACCAAAGAGAGGGACACAGUGAGAACACUACAGGAGCAUCUGGAGGGCAAGGGAGAGUAUGUGGAGCUGAAGGAAGGAACGUCCGUGUGAGAUGAAGGUGACUGCGGACGCUACAAAAAAAAACUGCCAAAUAUGCCUUAUGAAUACCAUAGUUAUGCAUUCCAAAAUUAUUUCUUUCUUGUACUGUAGUUGAUUGCAUUUGUUGCAAGUGUAGGAAUCAAAUAUUUGUUAUAACGAACAUUUCAAAGUGAGAUUAGAGGAGCGAAUCCUGCUGUAAUCUUUAUUGAAACCCACAUUCCAUCAACAAUUCUGGCUAUGUCAGAAGUUAUUUAUCCCCCUGCCUUAUAUUCCAAACAUUUCCCCAUAGUUCAGUGUUAAAAGGGAAACCGAAUGUACGUCAAACGUACAUCAACCUGUGCAAUUACUUUGUAUGUCUUUUCUAUGUGGUUGAAUGAUGGGAACAUUUUAUGGUUCAUCGAUGCAGUACCUUUAGGGCCUGCUUUUCUCUGUAGCUGGCUGCCACACAUCGAAUUUGUAUGAAUGAAUAAACUACAGUGUAGCACUAAGUAAA